ACUGCGCGCAUGCGCACACUCAAAAACAGCAACAUGAUUGGCUGCCUGUUAUUUUACGCUCUCUACCCGCUAUCACGGUUCCUGUUUAAUAGAAGACCCUCAGAGUCCACAAAGAAGAGUCACUCUUCUGCAGUGGUUCAUGGCACGACAGCAUGUGAUGGUGCUGCUGUCCCUAUCAGGAUGUUCACCCAGUUUCAGAAACACUUGCUGGACCUGUGGCUUAACCAAAGGUGUGGGUCAAAGGGACAAAUGGAGGAAAGGAUAAGCCAGCAAUCUUCCUCAGAGGAAGACAAGACUCCAGAUGCGGAACAGCUGCUAUCAGUCACGCCGAAAGACAUGGUGAACGAGGCCCAGUCUGCAGUGAAGGAGACAGAGGCAACGGUGCAACAGAACAAACUGAAGGCACCCCAACUUCACGGCAGGAAGACACACACUCCACCGAAACAACAAUACAGUGAAGAAUCUGAAACUAUGCAACAUGCUGCCCCUCAUUCGGAGGAGCCAAUGAAGAUGCACAGGUUGCAAGGGUCAAGUACAGCUGAGAGCAGCAGACCAGAAACAGAGUGCUGGGAUGAAUAUCUUGCCCCUGCUGCUGAUGUGAAUCCAAACGGUGGAAGAAAUUCUAACAUGACGCUGGCGUCCCUUCUCUCUCAUGCUCAAAUUAAUGAUCGUGAUAAGCAAACAGGAUGGCACUUCCCGACAGGACCUGGUUUAAUCCAUGAAGUCCAUCGUCCGCUCUGGCGCUUUCCGUCUGUGAGCUAUUAUCCUCCAUUGGAGCCGACAGAGCCCUUUGAGGUAAUGUGGAGAGUAUGGCAGGAGAAUAAAGCUGAUUAUCCCAUGAUCCCUUUCACAAAGCCUUCCAUGGACUUCACUGUCAUGUCCUACAACAUAUUGGCCCAGGACCUGCUGGAAGACAACAUGGAGCUGUACAGACACUGCCGCCUGGAGGUACUGGACUGGGACUACCGCUGCAACAUUCUUUUGGAGGAAAUAUGCAGAUGGGCGCCAGAUAUUCUUUGUCUCCAAGAGGUUCAGGAGAACCACUAUGAUACGCAGCUGUACCCAGCCCUAACUCAAAUGGGCUACAACUGUGCUUACAAGAAGCGCACGGGGAACAAGACAGAUGGCUGUGCUACCUGCUAUCGCAGCAAUUGCUUCUCUGAGGUGUCUGUCACCCUGCUGGAGUUUUUCCGGCCUGAAACUGAACUUCUAGACAGGCACAAUGUGGGCAUAGUUUUGUUGCUUCGUCCACUUGUCUACCAGGGGUCCAAGGUUAGUGCGAAGGGCUCACUGCUCUGUGUGGCCAACACACACCUGCUCUUCAAUCCGAGUAGGGGCGAUGUCAAGCUGGCCCAGCUUGCUAUAAUGUUGGCAGAGAUCGACAGCGUGGUCAAGUCAUGGAAGGCCAAAGGUGAACACUGUAAUGUUAUCCUGUGUGGGGACUUCAACUCUGUCCCACACAUGCCUCUUUACCAACUCAUCACCACUGGGGAGCUCUACUUUCAGGGUAUACCCGCAUGGAUGGUGUCAGGUCAGAAGAAUCUUUCACACAAAACUGAUUGCCACAGACUUUUUGCUCCUCUUUGGCCCAGCUCUCUGGGAAUCUCAGACAACUGCCAGUAUGUCACCGCCAGUGAGGUGGAUGAAAGCCACAGUCCAAUAGUGUGUCCUGGAGGGAAACUUCAGUACAGCCACAACUUCCUCUUGAAACUGCGCUUCUGUUCAGUCUCAUGCGUACGUCCAAGUGAUUUACAAGUAAUCCCAGGCGUCACUGACAACACCCCAGAUAUGUCAAGCAGGAAGCAGCCAUAUGUCCAAAGGUUUGGACCCAUCAUCAGACACCAGUUAGACCUGGAAUCCAUCUACAACCACACCCUCCUUGACUGCAACCACUCAGAAGUCACAACCCUGCACUGUGAAGGGGGCGCCACUGUGGACUACAUCUUCUAUUCCCCUGAACGCACCUUAAGUUCAGAUCAAGCAGCUGGUGGCAAGUUUGGGAGUGAAGGUCUAAAGUUGGUUGGUUGUCUCUCGCUGCUGUCUGGGGAUGCUUUAUGGUCCAUGGAAGGCCUUCCCAACCACACAUUCCCAUCUGAUCAUCUCUGUCUUCUGGCUAAACUCCGCCUGGACCUCAACGCACCGUCAUAAAAAAGACUUUGGGUAAAAUUUAAUUCAAAUGACAGUAGCUUGUUUCAAAGGUUUUGUGUUAAUUGUGCGAUCUUGCUCUGCUUUAUUCUGUUAUUACACACAGCUUUACUUGUGGUUUAGUUAACGGAUCCAGGGGGGGGAAAAAAAAAAGUCCUAAUCUUGACUGAUGCAGAAUGAUAACUAAUGUGCCAGAAAGGUUGAUAUUUAAUCACUGCACAUUUGAGUUUUUUCAUUUUUUGUAUUUCAAUGUUCAAAAUUAGGCAUAUUUUGACAUGCUUCAAUAUUUAAUAAGUUUCCAUUAAAAUAUAUUUAGUCAA
Messenger RNA from Dunckerocampus dactyliophorus (ringed pipefish), 2465 nucleotides. It is a transcript of the gene angel1, whose product is annotated as angel homolog 1 (Drosophila). NCBI's taxonomy places the organism in Eukaryota, Metazoa, Chordata, Actinopteri, Syngnathiformes, Syngnathidae. The record is from RefSeq and is a predicted model, not a curated record. Gene Ontology annotation, molecular function: 3'-5'-RNA exonuclease activity. The transcript has 10 exons. Bases 10 to 2148 code for a protein of 712 amino acids.